GCAGUGUAGAACACUGCACGAGAUUCUGGGAUUGGCAUUAAAAUGCUAAUUUCAAAGGUCGGGUAAAGCUGGUGCUCACGUUUUCCGUGCCUGCACUCACUGCAAGGAGAACAAAGACCCAGCCAGAGGAGGCAGCGGCUGACACUCAUCCCAACCCUGUUUCCCUGAGACAAUUUUGGAACCAUGCCUGAAAUGCCGGAGAACAUGGAACAGGAGGAAGUUAACGUCCCCAAUAGGCGGGUUCUGGUUACUGGUGCCACUGGGCUUCUUGGCAGAGCUGUGUACAAAGAAUUUCAGCAGAAUAAUUGGCAUGCCUUUGGCUGUGGUUUUCGAAGAGCAAGACCAAAGUUUGAACAGGUUAAUCUAUUGGAUUCUGAUGCAGUUCAUCACGUCAUUUAUGAUUUUCAGCCCCAUGUCAUAGUACAUUGUGCAGCAGAGAGAAGGCCAGAUGUUGUAGAAAAUCAUCCAGAUGCUGCGGCUCAACUUAAUGUGGACGCUUCUGGGAAUUUAGCAAAGGAAGCAGCUGCAAUUGGAGCCUUUCUAAUCUAUAUUAGCUCAGAUUAUGUAUUUGAUGGAACAAAUCCUCCUUAUAGAGAGGAAGACAUACCAAGUCCCCUAAAUCUGUAUGGCAAAACAAAAUUAGAAGGAGAAAAGGCUGUCCUGGAAAACAACUUAGGAGCUGCUGUUUUGAGAAUUCCUAUUCUGUAUGGAGAAGUCGAAAAGCUCGAAGAAAGUGCCGUGACUGUUAUGUUUGAUAAAGUGCAGUUCAGCAACAAGUCGGCCAACAUGGACCACUGGCAGCAGAGAUUCCCCACGCAUGUCAAGGACGUCGCCGCCGUGUGCCGUCAGUUAGCGGAGAAGAGAAUGCUGGAUCCGUCGAUUAAAGGAACUUUUCAUUGGUCUGGCAAUGAACAGCUGACGAAGUAUGAAAUGGCGUGCGCCAUCGCAGAUGCCUUCAACCUCCCCAGCAGUCACCUAAGACCUAUAACUGACAGUCCUGUCUUAGGAGCACAGCGUCCAAGAAAUGCCCAGCUUGACUGCUCCAAGUUAGAGACGUUGGGCAUCGGCCGGCGAACACCUUUUCGAAUUGGAAUCAAAGAAUCACUCUGGCCUUUCCUCAUCGAUAAGAGAUGGAGACAAACGGUCUUUCAUUAGUGUAUGUCUUUUUUGUAAUGAUACAUAUAGUCUGUGGCACUUUUUAAAGAACAAAGGAAAUAGUUUUGUAUGCGUGCUCUUUGUGACUCAUGAUCUUUCAGGUAAAUGAUACCCUUGCACUAGUGAAAUUGUGUAAAAAACAGGUUAAUGAUGCCUGUGUCUAAAGUAAUGUUUCUUUUCAUCCUUUUGUUCUGGCUCUGAGUAUAGUAGAUGAUGAUUAUUACAUAUUUUGAGAGUCAGGAUGAAACAUCUGCUGUACACUUUUUUGGGGGGUGGGGGGAUGAAAGGCAUUAUCCAUUCCUAUAACCUCUAUGUUUUCAGGACUCCUGCAACUGUUGACCCUUUUGUUUUAAAGUGUGUUAAAUAGUAUGAAAAUCAUUGGUGUUCAUGAUUUGCUUUGCUUGAGCGCAGAUCAAAAUGUUUGAAGAAAGAAACUUUAUUUUUGCAACCUGAGUACAGUUUUUAUGCUUGAGAUAUUUCAACGUGUUACGUAUAUUGGAGCUCCUGCAUCUUGAUGCCUCCUGCUUUUGUAGCAGUGAGCACUUGAGAGAGAGCAUGCGUGUAUGUAUUUUUUUAAAGAUAUAUAAAAGUGUCCUUUUCACUCCAUGUUACAAAGUGAUAUUUCAUAUGUGUGAUUAAUAAUGGCAUUGUAAGUAUUUUGAUCAUUCAUGAAUAAUAAACAUGUACUGCUGGCAUGGUAAA
Hipposideros armiger (great roundleaf bat) is the source of this 1857-nucleotide messenger RNA. RefSeq names its product methionine adenosyltransferase 2 non-catalytic beta subunit (gene MAT2B). Lineage: Eukaryota; Metazoa; Chordata; Mammalia; Chiroptera; Hipposideridae. The record is from RefSeq and is a predicted model, not a curated record. The transcript has 7 exons. Gene Ontology annotation, biological process: S-adenosylmethionine biosynthetic process. Bases 184 to 1155 code for a protein of 323 amino acids. Gene Ontology annotation, cellular component: methionine adenosyltransferase complex. Gene Ontology annotation, molecular function: methionine adenosyltransferase regulator activity.